This is a messenger RNA of Geodia barretti, 493 nucleotides long. The record is from the annotation of a GenBank genome assembly. NCBI's taxonomy places the organism in Eukaryota, Metazoa, Porifera, Demospongiae, Tetractinellida, Geodiidae.
GAGGGGAUCAUGAUUAUAAGUGAAGGUUUACUAUGUAUCAAGAGGGUUGCAAGUCAACCCGUUUAUUGUCUUAGUUCUGGGGAUGAGGCACAGGCUACGGGCGAGAAAUGAGAAUCCUGAUUCACCCAUUACUAUGCUGUGUGACUCUGCCAACAGAAUGAGUUCAACCAACAUGGUCAACACCCCUUCUCUCUCGACAAUGCUUGCCUUGUGCGGAGUCUUUUUCAAAUGGUCCAAAUGCACAACCGUGUUGUCCAGACACCUAUAUCGACCUCCAAACCAGUGGGUUCGGAUCUAAGUACUCGUGCUCUCCAAACAAUCGAUUGCUCCAAUCUAAAAGAAGCACCCUCCGUGAUAGAAUCGACAGUAUGAGGGCAUAGGUGAUUCCUCUAAUUCGAUCGGCCAGGCCCCCGCAUUUUCUGUAGGCGUCGCAGACCCACACUAGUCGCCUCGCGCCCUUUCUCCCCCUCUCAUGUUUGUGAAACGCGGUGUA